ACUGAGCUGCACCGGGGUGCACUGGGGUGCACACUGGGCUGCACUGGGCUGCACUGGGUGCCCUGGGCAUGGUGCAGGUGCUCUCGGAGCUGUGGCCUCCCUCCACCAGCCAGACCCCACAGCAGCAGCUCAACACGUUCAACCUCAGCAAGUUCCCCAGUCAUGACUGCACCGGCGGCGGCUUCGGGCCUGUGGCGGAUGACGGUUAUGGUGUCUCCUACAUCGUAGCUGGGGAAAACCUGAUCAACUUCCAUGUGUCCAGCAAGUUCUCGAGUCCUGAGACGGAGCGUGCAGGGCUGGGAAUGACAGCAAUGGAUGGGGAUGGGAUGGAGAGACUUCGGGGCAAGCCCCCCGCCGAGUGGAAGGCGGGGCGAGUUAAGAGGGAGGGAACGGCCCGCCCGCAAGGGAGGUGGGCGGGGCCGGAGCCCAACAAACAGGUACUGGAACCCGGCAGCAGCCAGUCAGUCAACUUCCCACUCCGGGGCAGGGACUAG
Neopsephotus bourkii (Bourke's parrot) is the source of this 494-nucleotide messenger RNA. It is a transcript of the gene CPT1B, whose product is annotated as carnitine palmitoyltransferase 1B. Gene Ontology annotation, biological process: carnitine metabolic process; fatty acid metabolic process. Gene Ontology annotation, cellular component: mitochondrion. Gene Ontology annotation, molecular function: carnitine O-palmitoyltransferase activity. The record is from RefSeq and is a predicted model, not a curated record. Lineage: Eukaryota; Metazoa; Chordata; Aves; Psittaciformes; Psittacidae. The coding region runs from base 69 to 494 and encodes 141 amino acids. The transcript has 3 exons.